CACCAGCAUCACAUCCUGCCUCACAGAGAGCAAAGUCAGAGUCGAGGCGCGGAGACGCCACAGCCAAAUGGGAGCGAGACGCAGGAGCUGCUGCAGUGACGCGCCGCGCUGCCCGUGGAUUAUUUUCCUCCGGAACCAUAGAAAAGUGGAGCAGAGCCGUUCGGAGCCUCGCAGCCCCCCGGAAUGAUCUUGCUCCGUCUCUAUGAUGCUCAGGAUUAUAAACCGCGCCGGUCGGUGCUUGCUCUGCUUUGGGAGGAUUUUUCCCGGAUCAAGCUCGCUUUGACGUCCACGCGGGCCAUCUCACCCAUUUAAACGGCCUCCAAUAUUUAUGCCGCAACCGGUAAUUAACAUAAUGCUGCAUUCCUGGUGAUUUCGAGGCGCGAAGGACAACACGGAGUCCAAGAUUACCCCCCAAACGCAGAUUUCUGGCAGUCCCUGAAUGCAGCUGUAAUCACGCGCGGCAGCUUCAAGUGCUUAAAUGGGUCCAUCACGAGAAAGAGACAAUCAAGCUCCUUUAUGUCUGAAGAUCAGCCGCAGUUUCUGCGCAUUGUCUGUUAUGAAUAGACCGAUCUCCAGUGGAAGCUCUUCACUUUAUAAAGAUUUUUCGAUUUUCGAUUUUGUGGCUAUUGAAAUUGGGGCGCGCCGCCUGUUUUUGCCCUCUUAGCUUGGUAGUUGUUGUUGCCCCCUUUUUGAUUGGCAGUUGAAAUUGACACUCGGGUUGCCUCUUAUCAGGCGAAGCGUCUCAAUCCUCCACUAAUUGCAGAUUUCGCGCCAUCCUUUCCUUUUACUGGCGUUUGAUUGCGCCACAGCCUCCCAUUGCGCGCAAGAAGGAUCGAUCACAUGUAGUCCCCCCCCCCCCCCCCUUCUGUUAAUUGCAUCAAAAUUUUCUUUUGUUGCUAGGGUUUAAAUGCAAGAGAAACCGUAAUUCGUUGUUUUGGACCGGAUAUAGUGCGGGUUGGGUUAGAGAUGCGUAAUGCGCAGAGCAAGCUCCGUUUCUUCUCCAAAUAGGCGGCAUUCAAGAAGGAAAAAUGUCUAAGUCGGAGAUAAAGAAGGAGUCCGGAGAAUCCAGCCCGUCAGAGGCCGCCUGCCUCUGCUCCCCAGCGGCCAAAAACCAGUGCGCCAACUGCGGCAUUGAGAUCCACGACCGGUACCUGCUCAAGGUGAAUAACCUGAACUGGCAUUUGGGUUGUCUGGAGUGCUCCGUGUGCAGAGCGUCUCUGCACCAACACAGCAGCUGCUACGUCAAAAACAAGGAGAUCUACUGCAAACUGGAUUACUUCAGUAGGUUCGGCACCAAGUGCGCGCAGUGCGGCCGCCAGGUGUACGCCAGCGACUGGGUGCGGCGCGCGCGCGGCAGCGUGUACCACCUGGCCUGCUUCGCCUGCUUCUCGUGCAAACGGCAGCUGUCCACCGGGGAGGAGUUCGGCCUGGUGGAGGGCAGGGUGCUGUGCCGCAGCCACUACGACAUCAUGCUGGACAACCUGCGCAGGGCGGCCGAGAGCGGCACGGGGCUGACUCUAGAGGGGGCGCUGCCCUCCGAUCAGGACUGCCAGCCCAAACCAGCCAAGAGGGCGCGGACGUCGUUCACCUCUGAGCAGCUGCAGGUGAUGCAGACGCAGUUCGCCCAGGACAACAACCCCGAUGCGCAGACGCUGCAGAAACUGGCAGAGAUGACGGGUCUGAGCAGACGAGUCAUACAGGUCUGGUUUCAGAACUGCCGGGCUCGGCACAAAAAGCAGCCGCCGCAGAGCAGCUUCUCCCAGAGCGCCCCCCUGUCCAGGAUGCCCCCGUCUCUGCCAGAAGACAUCCACUAUUCGCCAUUCAGCAGCCCGGACAGGCCACACCUCCUGACGCUGCACAGUUACCUGGACACUCAUCCUUUCUCCGUCCUGGCCGCCCCGGGUCACCUGACGCACCCGUCCAUCUCCUUACCACAGCUCCCCAUCAGCCGCUGACCUGCUGCCUCUGAGGAAGUUCUGUUGGCGUCCCGUCGGCGUCCGGCUCCGUGCUGCAGGAUCUCUGCUGUUCCAUCUGUGGCGACGGCCUCAAGCUGAGACGGGAAUUGAUUUAAAUAUUUUUUAUGUAAAGAGGAAGAGUUCCCUUAUUCCCUUUUCCCACCAUCAGGUCAGGACUUUUCAUUUCGUGCACCGUGAGCUUUCUAAAAGCAAAAAUGAGUCAGUGUGACAGAAAACCUCAGCCUUUUUUGUCUGUUUGUCAUGAGCACAUCUGCAGCUUUGUCGUCCUUGUCCCGUCUUCAGAGGCGUAUUUAUUCAGAGCAAACCUUUUUUUAAAAGCACUUUUAAAUGUGUCUCCACGUGAACAAGUUAGUGACUGUAUUUCUAACAGAAAAAAAACUGCUAUGAUUUAAUAAAAUGUAUGGGAUCUGUUCUGAAAUGGAUUUAAAAUGAAGAUUCAUGUGUGUGUGUGUGUGUGCGUGCAUCUGAGAUUAUGACGAUGCAGUCAAAGGGAAACUGGGAAAGAAACUGAUGAGACUGCAGCUCAAAGUGAAGCCAGAAUCCUGGAGAUGCACUGCAGCAAGAGGUCACAGCAAAACACCGAAACCAGAAGAAAAA
Molecule: messenger RNA, 2573 nt
Organism: Oryzias latipes (Japanese medaka)
Lineage: Eukaryota; Metazoa; Chordata; Actinopteri; Beloniformes; Adrianichthyidae
Gene: lhx6b
Product: LIM homeobox 6b
Biological process (GO): neuron differentiation; regulation of transcription by RNA polymerase II; forebrain neuron development
Cellular component (GO): nucleus
Molecular function (GO): RNA polymerase II transcription regulatory region sequence-specific DNA binding; DNA-binding transcription factor activity, RNA polymerase II-specific
Source: RefSeq, a predicted model, not a curated record